AUGGAUAGCAGUACCAGCGGUAGUCAUGAAAAAGCAACGAUUCAAUAUCUAAAAAAUAUAAAUUUAAAGAAAAUUGAUGGGUCAGAUGAUGGUGGAUCGUUCAAAGCGUCAGAACUGUGGAAAGAUGGAGGAGCGGUGAUCAUGGUUGUGAGGAGGCCUGGAUGCAUUUUGUGUCGUGAAGAAGCAGCUGAAUUAACAAAAUUAAAGCAAAAAUUUAAUGACAAAAACUUUUCUUUGUUUGCAGUAGUCCAUGAAUUAAUGGGUGUUGAGGAAUUUCGCAAUUUUUUUGACGGCGAAGUUUUUCUGGAUCCGGAACGUAAAUUUUAUGGACCUAAGGAGAGAUGGAUGUCUUUGGCUGGUUUGUUAAGACCUUCUGUCUGGCUUUCUCUGAUCAGAGCGAAGAGAAAGCACGUGUCAGGUAACACCGAAGGUGAAGGUCGGUUAUUGGGGGGAUUGUUUGUGAUUGGACCAGGUGACAAAGGUAUUUUGUUAGAACACAGAGAAUCAGAGUUUGGAAAUCAUGUUGAUCGUGAACUUCUUUUGAAUGUAAUAAAUGAAUGA
Messenger RNA from Helobdella robusta, 561 nucleotides. RefSeq lists its product as hypothetical. NCBI's taxonomy places the organism in Eukaryota, Metazoa, Annelida, Clitellata, Rhynchobdellida, Glossiphoniidae. The record is from RefSeq and is a predicted model, not a curated record. Bases 1 to 561 code for a protein of 186 amino acids. The transcript has a single exon.